Molecule: messenger RNA, 1509 nt
Organism: Cervus elaphus (red deer)
Lineage: Eukaryota; Metazoa; Chordata; Mammalia; Artiodactyla; Cervidae
Gene: ANKRD61
Product: ankyrin repeat domain 61
Exons: 3
Coding region: 86-1360 (424 amino acids)
Molecular function (GO): protein binding
Source: RefSeq, a predicted model, not a curated record
GCUGGAAGAACCCCAGCGAGUGGGAGUGACGAUUCUGUCCUGCACCUCCCCUGAAUCCCCAGGUUCCCCACUGGAAGCUGUACUCAUGGGAAACAUAACCAAGAGAGGCAGCAAGGGGCGGGCGGCCAACGGGCCCCAGGCCCCGGGGGGCGGCACGGCGGCCACAGUGCACGUCCGGCUCUGCGAGGCCAUCAUGCAGCAGGACUGCGCCGCGCUCCGGGCCCUGCUGAGGAGCCACCCCGUCAACCAGCCCGUGACCAUCCCGGUCGACUCCACGGGUUGUAGCAUGGGCCACUCCAGGCUCUACCUCAACCAGGAGACGCUGUCCUUCAUCCCCAUCCACCUGGCAGCCAAACACCGGAAGGCACAGAGUCUGCUUUGUUUGUUGGAGCACGGGGCUGACCCAGAAGUCCGGGACACGGAAGGCCUCACCACCCUGCACCUGAUGCUGCUGAACUGGCCCAUCACCUCAACCACAUGGACGAAGCCGAGGGACAGGAUCCAGAUGAUGCUGACGGACAUCCAGAGCAACGCCGUCCUCUGCCUCCGCAUCCUGUGUGCGCAUGGGGCCCAGGUGAAUGCGCAGGUGGACAGCGGCCGCAGGCACUGCCCGCUGCACCUGGCCACCAUGUACGGGACCCACCUGGUCCUGCCCAUCCUGGCGCAGAAGGGGGCCCAGGUCAACGCCCAGAACGGAUCCAGCAUGACGCCCCUGCACAUGGCUGCCGACAAACUCAACAAGGAGAUGAUGGAAACGUUGAUUGCCUGGGGGGCCAAUGUCAACUGCGCCAUCUCCUCCACGGGCAACACGGCCCUGAAGCUGGCGGUGUGCACCGCGUCGAGCAAGGCCGGCCGGCUACUGGCGGCAGGCCUCGGCUGCAUUCGCCUGCUCCUGGUCCACGGGGCCCAGGUCAACGCCCAGGACCACGACGGUCAGGCCGCCAUCCAUGAGGCAUGUUUCGGAGGCAGGGAGGCGAUCAUCAACCUCCUGCUCAAAUUUGAAGCCAAUGUGAACAUCUUAACAAGAAACGGGGAGUCUCCGAUAUACAUGUACCUCCAGCGUGGCUCCAACAUACGAGACACGGCCCUUCUCGCCAGGUUGCUCUUCCACUCUUACCCUCUGAGGCUGACCAACCACCAAGGAAACCUGCCUGCAGGAAUCCUGCUCCCAGAAUUCCACCUCCUAAAGGAAACCCUCCUAAAACUAACUCAGAAGCCCUUAUCCCUGGAAGACAUCUGUAAAAGAAGUGUCAGAAAUAUUUACGGGGAGAAGCACAAACAGCUCUUGAAGCGACUUCUCCCGGGGAAGAUCUGGAAUUCUGUCUAUGGUUAUCACGACUUAGCUCAUCUCCUGAAAUAAGACCUCCAAGCUGCACAGGGCCAGGGCUCCAGUGACUCACUACCCUUUCUGGCUAGACAUGUACCCAGAAACACCUACACCGUAACCUUAUACAAAUGUACAAACUACUGGUUCUUAAAGCUUUUCAAAAAAUAAAGUGAUUUGCACAG